Messenger RNA from Branchiostoma belcheri (Belcher's lancelet), 2199 nucleotides. Its product is annotated as U-box domain-containing protein 34-like. Gene Ontology annotation, molecular function: ATP binding; protein kinase activity. Lineage: Eukaryota; Metazoa; Chordata; Leptocardii; Amphioxiformes; Branchiostomatidae. The record is from RefSeq and is a predicted model, not a curated record. Gene Ontology annotation, biological process: protein phosphorylation.
CUAGCGAACGGUGGGCGAUACUAGGGGGCUGUCGUCCAAAGGUAGAUAGGAAUCAAGAAGCCUGAAACUUGCUGUUUGCUGUACUGAACGUCAGCUUAAAUUUGAAGCGGAACAAGAUACAGAUAACACUGCAGUAUGACCAAAGACAUCACAGAAGCGGACAUAGACGCCAUGAAGACAAGGGAAGUUUACAGGCUCCUCGAUGACUUCGGCGUGGACGGAGAAGAUCUGGAACCGUCCGAGGCCAAAACAGCCCUCAAAGAAAAGAUCAAGCAGAUGAAAGAAGAAGCAGAAAAAGCAACCAGUCCUGAACAGGUUGCUGAGAAGAUGGCGGACAUAGCGGAGUCUUACAAAGCCAAGCGGGAACUCCUGCUGAAGCGAUGCCAGGACGUCACGGACUACUUGCCCAACCUAGACCCUAGUGAGAGGGAAAAACUCGCGCUCCACUUCAAACGAGACGUCAUGGACAUCUUGAGCGAAGUAGAAGACCACCUCAGCAAAGAUGACUGCCCAAUACUUGUAGCAGGUAAGCCAGUAUAUCGACAACAGAGAAAAAUAACUGAGAAAUUCUUGGAAACGGCCACGGAAGAAGCAGCAGAUGUCUUCUCUGACUUCUUGCGAGGGGAAGAAGUGAGGAAACAUCUUUCUACGGUUCCCAUCAAAGCUACCACGGAAGACAACGCUAUAGCAGAGCUAUCUUUGGCGAUAGAAAUCUAUAUGAUGAAGAAGUGUCAACCAUUCAAGGACAAGGUAAGAGCUGCCAAUACACAGUUCCGGGCUAAACUCGAAUCGAUGGUCGCGAGGGUGAACCAUGAGCACAACGAAAAGAUCAGGCCUGUAACAGGACGGAGACACCAAUUGAAUGUAGAGGAUGUUGUAGGCAAUCGACAGACCAACGCCUGGUUUGAAUGGCUCAACCAGACAGUACGCAGACUGAACGGACCAUACCUCAGCAUCAUGUCGGCCUUUAAGGGUGAUUGUGAGCACACAGAGCGAUCGCGGCUGUCUGAAAUGGCUAUUGCCGCCAUGGCAACAGAAGGAGAAGUAUUCGCGAUAGCUAGGAAUAAUCUCCUCAAGUCAUUUCAGCUACUCGGCGCUUUUGAAUCGGAUUUGCAGGGGGUGAAAGAUGUGGAAGAGCGCCUCGUUGAAGAGCGUUUCUCGGAGACUAGGAACCAGAUAGAUCUGGUCAGUAAGUACGAGCCGCAGGCAUCCGACAUCACCCUACAGCUGGGCCGACUGGCAAUGGUGGACCUGUCAGAGAUGAGGGAGUAUGAGUUUGACUUGGACAACAUCAUCGGCUGGCAGGACCCGCAGAACAAGAUCGGUGGAGGGUCGUAUGGGGAGGUGUACCGGGUAGACGUCCAGCGGGACAGUGCACGUGUCCGGGCAGCGCUUAAGAUUGGGGUCCUGCCGUACGCUCUGACCACGAAGGACAACGCAUGGAACUUUCUCGCAGAAGAAGACAACCUAAGGAAGCUGAGGGGUGAACACAUCGUGGAGUACUACGGCACAGCCUGCAGGAGGGAGGGGGGCGGUCUGAGACUGGGGCUGGUCAUGGAACUGUGCGAAGGGACACUGGAGGACAGAGUCGUGGGACAAAGGGAACACAACCCAACCUGGUGGGAACACGACCGUAUAAGGAAGCGAGAGGCUUUCCGGUACAUCCAGGACAAGUCUGUCCAGCUGUGUGAGGGCCUGAGGACCAUCCAUGAUGCAGGGUACAUCCACAGGGACCUCAAGCUCAUCAAUGUGCUGGUUACUGCAGGUGACGUUGUGAAGCUGGCUGACGUCGGCGUGACUAAGAGAGAAGUGGACGUGACCGGCACAGUGACCGGCACAGCCAUCUACGCAGCACCAGAGGUGAAGAAUCGGCAGCUUUACGACAAGAGUGCAGACAUCUACAGCCUCGGACUCCUUCUGUGGGAGAUGUGGUAUGGACGAACCGUCUGGAACGCAAUGGAGGAUCCGAGUUUAAAGAGUCUGACAGAAGGAGAGUCCAUGAUGAUGCCUCAGUCACCAGCAUCAGUCCGACCCAUACCGGAGUGGGCAACUCUGGUUCGAGAGUGUCAGCACAAGAACGCCAACAAGCGGCCUUCUGCACUGGAGUGUCUCCAGAGGAUCCGAGACAUGACGACAGAGGUCGGUCCACAACGCUCUAUCUCUUUUCAAACCACUGUCUGAAUGUUUGUGAGGAAAAUA